AUGGAUCUUCACCGGAUCCUGCUGGAGCGUCUCGGUGCUAUAUUACUUGCCUUGCCAACAGACGCGUUGCGAGCCCCUUUCAAAGAAGAAGCUUGGCUUGUAAACAGGCCGCAGGUCGAGCUUUGUUCUGGAAAGGCAGGCUGCGCCGGGUGGUGA
Molecule: messenger RNA, 156 nt
Organism: Plenodomus lingam JN3
Lineage: Eukaryota; Fungi; Ascomycota; Dothideomycetes; Pleosporales; Leptosphaeriaceae
Source: RefSeq, a predicted model, not a curated record